Molecule: messenger RNA, 474 nt
Organism: Vigna radiata var. radiata (mung bean)
Lineage: Eukaryota; Viridiplantae; Streptophyta; Magnoliopsida; Fabales; Fabaceae
Exons: 2
Coding region: 19-468 (149 amino acids)
Source: RefSeq, a predicted model, not a curated record
UUGAAUUCAUCGUUCGAUAUGGGAUGCGUUAACUCCAGAUAUUCUCCUGAUGGGAACGCUGAGAGAAGGUUGAAAGGAAACAAAGAAGAUGCAACGAAAUCACUGAUCCACAAGAAGAAGGAGCAUUCAUCAAACAGGUUGAAAGAAAAGAUAGAAAGAGAUAAUAGUAAUAGUGAGGCAAAGGGUGUUGCUAGAAACGAUAACAAGAGUGAUGAGAAUGUAGCUCUGAGAUCUGAGGAAAAGAAGAAUAUUGGUGCACACUCUGAGUUUGUGGAAGGUUGGCCAAAAUGGCUAGUUGAUAAUAUCCCACCAAACAUGUUGGAUAGCUUCGUUCCCAAGAGUGUUGAUUCCUAUGAGAAACUUGGAAAGAGUAAAAGUCAAGAGGUUAAUGUGAUAUAUCUGGGAUAUUCAACGACAAUGAAGAAUAGACGGUUGUCUAGGUUGCUACGACGAGAGAAACACAAGUAAAGGACC